Molecule: messenger RNA, 1620 nt
Organism: Aspergillus alliaceus
Lineage: Eukaryota; Fungi; Ascomycota; Eurotiomycetes; Eurotiales; Aspergillaceae
Exons: 5
Coding region: 1-1620 (539 amino acids)
Source: RefSeq, a predicted model, not a curated record
AUGGCCUCGGUCUGGAUUACCACAUGGCCCUCUGGCCUUCACGGUCAGCCCGAAACCCGUGGUUUCCACUAUACGCCGAGUGGGAAGUCGAGUACACAUGUACCAUUCGAGUACUGGUCACUAGAUGAGCACACAGCCCGUCUAUCCCAUGGAUCUCUGAUCCGAUAUGGAAUCGAUGUACCAGGUGGCAAGCCUUUGUAUGAAGAGUUGGGAGAUGGAGAUGUUGACAAGCAUGAUGUGCGGGUUCUUUCUGGACGUGCUUUGAUUCUUCCACAGCCCAGCUUUUCACUGGCAGCAAAAGCCAAACAGCUCUUUGAUGACACUUCUCCCUCAACUCUGGACAAAUAUUCACCUGAAUCUCGGAGGAAGGAAUUGCUGGAUGGUAUCAAGACCCUGUUGUAUCUGUCAUCACCAUUGUCUGGAUUGACUGAUGGGCUCCUGACACUCUCCCAAGAAAGUCAUAUCAAGCCAGAAAGCAAGACAGUCGGUCCAGAGGGCGAACACACUAUCAUGAACAACUCGGCUCUCACACUCUUUGGUUCUCUUGCCAGAUUUAUCGAUCCUGUUCAUUGCCCGUUCAAGCCAGUCACCCAUGGCCAGUUUCGAUUCCGUAAAUUGGAUAUCAUCGAUCGUUUUGGCCAGGCAUUGGUUUCCAUUGAUCCCCAGCCUCGUAUUGAAGGACCUCCACCACUCUAUCCCAACAUCAGUCAUUUCUAUGAUCCACAGUUGGUUGAAGGCAAAGAGGAGCCCAACACUGUGAUAAAAAGCCCACCAUGGCACUGUGAAUUCCUACAGUUACCACCACAAAUCAACCAAGAUGCCCGUCUGAAUGCAUUGUUCGUUAUCCGCACUUCCGACGACCCUGGUCCUCCUACUAUUAAGGACCCGCUAUACUGGAGGCCCACGACAGAAUGGGAAAUGCCAAUUUGGGGGUGGAUUGUGGCUAAUUAUGCUGAUUAUGGAAUCCAGCUGCUUCUUCCCAAUGGAACCUUUUAUCGUGAGUAUCUGGAAGGAUUCUGGAAGAUGAUAACGGUUGCUCCGGACCGUCUACCUCCAGCCCCUACAGUGUACGCGCAGCAUCUCAAUUCGAUUGUCGGAAAGCCUCUGGCUCUUGUGAAUAUGGGCUGGUCUCUGGAAAUCCGGAAGAUCCUCAAACGCAAGUUAUACGAGUUCCAGGUGAAGUUAGGAGACAAGGAGCGUGAGUGCGACGGGCUGGUUGGCUACUUCGAUAUGGAACCAAAUCCCGAAUCAGGAAAAGAGCUCAUCAUUGACCAAAUCCACACUUAUUUUGCUCCGGACAAACCAGAGACUCCAAACGAUCCUCGACGUCGUCUCACAAUGGAAAGCUAUCCAUACUUUACUGUGUUCUGGGAUCAUCCAUUCCCCGAAAAACCCCCUUACUCCACUGCUAUCAGUCCAGACGAAUAUAACAGUCGACGCAAUAAGCAUAUGCAAGUCUAUGGGGCUAUUGUCGACCCAUUCACUGCUGUUCAUGCCUGCUCUUCAUUUCUACCAACACAAUCUCUGCAACUAGUCCCAUGGACCUGGCAAGGGGCAAUGAAUACAAUGACAAGCGUUCCUCCACUCGGGACCGCUUACCAUCACUGGAGAUGUGAAUAA